Molecule: messenger RNA, 3306 nt
Organism: Lytechinus variegatus (green sea urchin)
Lineage: Eukaryota; Metazoa; Echinodermata; Echinoidea; Temnopleuroida; Toxopneustidae
Product: cytochrome P450 2J4-like
Exons: 4
Coding region: 1-1449 (482 amino acids)
Biological process (GO): xenobiotic metabolic process
Cellular component (GO): cytoplasm; intracellular membrane-bounded organelle
Molecular function (GO): heme binding; iron ion binding; oxidoreductase activity, acting on paired donors, with incorporation or reduction of molecular oxygen, reduced flavin or flavoprotein as one donor, and incorporation of one atom of oxygen
Source: RefSeq, a predicted model, not a curated record
AUGUUUGGGUUAUCACUGUCAGUAUCCUCUGCCUUAAUUGGAGCUUUGAUAUUCCUGGUUACCAUCUGGUUUGUAAGACGUCCUAGAAACCUUCCUCCAGGACCAUGGUCGUGGCCAAUCAUAGGAUACCAGUUCGGCUCAAGCCUAAUCCACGAAGCUUACAUGGAGCUGUCUAAGAAGUAUGGUCCAACAUUCUGCUUACGAAGGGGUCAUAUUCUUGUCGUCGUAUUGAAUGAUAAAGACACCAUCAGACGGGCACUGCUAAAAUCGCCAGAAUUCUUCUCUCAUCGUUACGUACCUGGAUAUGUUAAAUGGGGUAUUCCCGAAACUAAUAAGAACGCUUCUGUUGUUUGGAGUAAUGGCAAACCUUGGGAAGACCAACGUAGAUUCUCUCUACAUGCCCUUCGAUCCUUUGGCUUUGGUAAGAAGAGCUUAGUGCCUCAGAUCAACCUGGAAGCUCGUUACCUUGCUGAGGAAAUCAAGAGUCUCCGAGGUAAACCAACAGAUCUCACGUCCAUACUGAGCAAAGCAACAGCAAACGUUAUUUCCCAACUAGUCUUUGGUAGGCGAUAUGAAUACAACGAUGCGCAAUACCUUGGGGUGUUACAAGCAAUGGAAGAUGUCUUCAGUAUCUCUGAAGCUGACCCUGUCGUAGUCUUUGAGUUCCUCAUUCAUACUCCAUGGUAUAAGAAAUAUCGCGAUGGCUAUUCCACGGUUAGAGAAUUCAUUAUGCCCCAGCUCAACAUACAUCGAGAGACAUUUCAGGAAGAUAACAUCCGUGACUAUGUCGACGCAUUCUUAGCUGAUGAUAUCUCCAAGGAAUACACAUUGGAAGAGUUCUGGAGAAUUGUGUUUGACUUGUUUGGUGCCGGCACAGAAACCACAUCACUGGUUACUUCAUGGGCCAUUCUCUACUUAGCAUCACACCCAGAAGUACAAAGAAAGGUGCAAAUGGAGUUGGAUAGAGUCGUUGGGCGUGGUCGACAACCCACUACAGAGGAUCGCCAAUAUCUACCGUACUGUGACGCCACCUUGAUGGAAGUGAUGCGUAUCAGACCGGUUUUUCCUGUCAUAUUUCGUUUGGCUCCUACGAAUUUUACAUUUGAAGGGUUCUCUUAUCCCAAGGGUACCUUCUUCGUCGCGAACAUAUGGGCUGUUCAUCAUGAUCCUAAAGAAUGGUCCGACCCUCAUGUUUUCAACCCAGAUCGAUUCCUCACUUCAGAAGACCAGAAAAUGAAACAGAAUGAGGCAUUCAUGUUAUUUGGAUUGGGUCGUCGUGAAUGCCUGGGUAUUCAGCUGGCUAGAAUGGAGGCAUUUCUUUUGUUCACCAAUCUUUUCCAACAGUUUGAAUUCAAGCUUCCAUCAGAUGAACCUACCCCUAGUCUUCAAGGUCAGGCUGGGAUGUCGAUGCCUCCUCAAUCCUAUAAAAUAUGCGCUACCGAGCGCUGACAUGGGCAACGAUCACGGUCUAAAAUACAUCCAAUAUAUUGAUGCCUAAAAUGAGAUUUCCUAGGAAAUGUCAAAAAUAGCUAUGUAUCUUUUCUAGUGAGUUGUUGACAUUUUACUGAUUAUCAUAUUAACUCCCCUCUCCCCCGGCCUCUUUUUUAACUUCUGGAGUAAUAUCAUAAAGGCUAUUGAUGGAAACAAAUAUUGUCAGGGGAUAUUUUUAGAUCUGUCAAAGGCAUUUGAUACCAUUUACCAUGAUAUCCUUCUCAAGAAUUUGAACACUAUGGAAUUCAUGGUGUCGCAUUGUCAUGGUUCCGAAAGCUAGUUGUGAGAUAGGACAUAAUUUGUUACUAUAGAUAGAUCUAGAUCCAGACAUGCUACGAUUCAGUAUGGUGUACCUCAGGGUUCUGUUCUUGGUCCCCUGCUGUUUCUGAUCUAAAUAAACGAUUUAAUACAUUCAUCAACAUUAUUCUCAUACUCUCUGUUUGCUGAUGAUACCAGUCUGAUGCUAUCUGAUAAGUCAGUAGAAAAUUUGUUUCUGGUUGCAAAUUAAGAAGCUCUAUUCAUGAUUUUGUUGCAAUAAGCUAUCGUUGAAUAUUCAAAAAACCAAGUGCAGAAUUUUCCGCUCUAAGGGAAAUGGCUUCCAGGGCGUAUAACUUGUCUUCAUGUAGGGGGUCAUGAUGUUAAACCAAGUGCAAAUAUUUUGUUUCUUGGGUUAUACAUCGAUGAGCACCUAUCAUGGAAAACAAAUCAUCUAGACGCUGUCUGCACAAAGGUGUCUCGCACUGUAGGUGUUAUUUAUAGGUUAAAAUAAAUUUUAACUGAAAUGAUACUGAUAACAAUCCAAUAGUAAUGAUCUACCUUAUUUGACAUAUUGUAAAGUUGACUGGGGGAACUCAAGUCUUAUCUCGAUUAACUGAUAGUAUUGCAGAAAAGGGCAAUACGACUUAUAACAAAUUCUAAUUACAGACAUCCAAGUACUCCGUUAUUUCUUCGUCUGAAAAUGCUACCACUGGGUGAACUUGUGUCGUUCAAUUGUGCAUUGUGCGUGUUCAAACUACAAUCAAUGCCUCAAGAAUGUACCUUUAAAAAAUCAUUUCUUCAGAAUUCACAAAUACAUGAUUAUAAUACACGUCAAAAGGAUCUUAUUCGUCAGCCAUUUGCUAGAACAAAUGUCACUCUGACCUUCUUUCAUAUAUCCUGUAUUAAAGAGCGGAACAAUUUACAUGUUGAUAUAAAAAAUAGUAAAACACUUUCAUGUUAAAAUGAUUAUCCAAAAUUUGCCUUCUUGACAGAUUAUGAUUAUUUUCCUUUAAUAUGUAUCUUAAGUUGAUGUAUUUGCAUUUAAGUUGAUGACCUCAUUUAUAUUUAGUAUGUGCAUGUGUGGGUGGAUGUGGUUGUGUGUGAGUGUAUAUAUGUGUGUUUUAAAUAGUUUUCCAUUCUAUUUUAUUUUUAGCAUCUUAACCUUAUUAUAUAUGUAUUUUUUUUUAUCUCGUUUUGGUAUCUUGUAGAUUAGUAUAUCAUGUUUUCUGUUAAUAAUCUUAAGAAUUCCAGGGCCCUACUCACAAGCUUUGCUUUUAAAGGGAUCCUAAAACCAAUCGGCUAUGCUAUAACCUAAUUGAUGAAUGUUCAUGUACUCGUUUACAUUGUAUUUAUAUCUAUUUUGAUUAUGAUGCGAUGAAUUUGGUUUUGAAUGAAUAAACUUGAAACUUUUCUGUUCCUCUCUGUCUCUCUAAUCGCCUACCUCUCCCUUCGAAUUUCAUACCUGUCUCUCUGCCUCUCUGUUUCUUCCACACCGUGUCUAUAUCUCCUUAAACUCACUAUCUAAUCCCUCCUUCAGCCCAAUGCUUACCUCUCACC